This is a messenger RNA of Saccharomyces mikatae IFO 1815, 2559 nucleotides long. RefSeq names its product Ssy1p (gene SSY1). Bases 1 to 2559 code for a protein of 852 amino acids. Gene Ontology annotation, molecular function: amino acid transmembrane transporter activity. Gene Ontology annotation, cellular component: membrane. Gene Ontology annotation, biological process: amino acid transmembrane transport. The record is from RefSeq and is a predicted model, not a curated record. The transcript has a single exon. Lineage: Eukaryota; Fungi; Ascomycota; Saccharomycetes; Saccharomycetales; Saccharomycetaceae.
AUGGUUUCAACCGACCAAGUUUACGACCUAUUUCCAGAUAAACAUAACAUUCAGUUCACUGAUUCUCAUUCACGGGAAGAAGAUGAUUCGACUAGCAUUACUAAAAAUGUUAGGAACCGAACUAUAAGUUUAUCAGGCAGCGUAGACACAGGUAUCCUGAAGAGCAUUAUUGAAGAACAAGGCUGGAAUGAUGCAGAAUUUUAUAGAAGUUCAAUACAGAAUCAACGUUUUUUUUUGACGGAUAAAUACGCAAAAAAGAAACAUUUGACUAUAGAAGACAUGAUUACUUCUGAAGAGGAACAAAUAUACCAAGAACCUAUUCAAGAUUUCCAAACUUAUAAUAAACGUGUUCAAAGAGAAUACGAACUUAGAGAAAGAAUGGAGCAGUUCUUUCUUCAAAACACGAAGAAUAAUUUACACAUUUUAAACGAGGAUUCAUUGAAUCAACAAUAUUCACCGCUAGGGCCCACCAAUUAUGCACUGCCCCUCGAUAGAUACUCUAGAAUGAAGCACUUAACUUCAACCUUUUUGAAAAGGAAUCUCGGUUUUUCCGAAGGACUAAAAAGAAGAGGUGAUUAUAACUUUAAUACUGCUGGCCAAACCAAAAGCAAUAGUUCCAUAUCGAGCUUCUGUACGGAUGUAAUUGAUAAUGCAAGCUACAGAAAUAUUGCUAUAGACGAAAAUAUCGAUAUGUUACAUAAGGAGCAUGCCAUUGACAAACUAAAUGAACAAGGUAUAUCAGGUGGUGAAUCCGCCGUAGAAGGUGGUUCAUUACUGCAUGUCAUUAAAAAGGUAUUCAAUAGGUCCCGAGCUACCAGGAAAUACCAUAUUCAACGAAAGUUAAAAGUGAGGCAUAUCCAAAUGCUUUCUAUAGGGGCCUGCUUUAGCGUCGGGUUGUUUCUGACCUCAGGGAAAGCUUUUUCUAUUGCUGGACCCUUCGGUACAUUACUCGGGUUUGGACUUACAGGUAGUAUCAUUUUAGCGACAAUGUUGUCGUUUACAGAACUAUCUACGCUUAUUCCUGUAUCUUCCGGAUUCUCCGGAUUGGCUUCUAGAUUUGUAGAAGAUGCUUUUGGGUUUGCAUUGGGUUGGACGUAUUGGAUUUCCUAUAUGCUUGCUCUUCCUGCUCAGGUUUCUUCGAGUACAUUUUAUCUCAGCUAUUAUAGCAAUAUCAAUAUAUCAAAGGGGGUAACAGCCGGGUUUAUUACGCUGUUUUCGGCAUUCAGCAUCGUUGUAAAUUUAUUAGAUGUCAGCUUAAUGGGUGAAGUUGUUUAUGUUGCUGGUAUUAGCAAGGUGGUGAUUGCCAUUUUGAUGGUUUUUACAAUGGUGAUCUUGAAUGCCGGGCAUGGAAAUGAUAUUCACGAAGAAGUUGGUUUUAGAUAUUGGGAUAGCUCUAAAUCUGUUCGAAACUUAACUUACGGACUAUAUCGCCCAACAUUUGAUCUGGCAGAUGCUGGAGAAGGAAGCAGAAAAGGUAUUUCUGGUUCAAAAGGUCGAUUUUUAGCAACGGCAUCAGUGAUGCUUAUUUCAACUUUUGCAUUCAGCGGUGUCGAAAUGACCUUUUUAGCCAGCGGGGAAGCUAUAAAUCCAAGGAAAACGAUCCCUUCUGCUACAAAGAGGACAUUUUCCAUUGUAUUGAUAUGUUACGUUUUUUUGAUUUUUUCAGUCGGCAUCAAUAUAUACAGUGGUGAUCCAAGGCUACUAUCAUAUUUUCCUGGUAUUUCCGAAAAGAGGUAUGAAGCUAUUAUAAAGGGAGUUGGAAUGGACUGGCGGCUCAGAACUAACUGUCGCGGUGGUAUUGAUUAUAGACAGAUUUCAGUUGGAACAGGUUAUUCUAGUCCUUGGGUAGUCGCACUGCAAAAUUUCGGGUUAUGUACGUUUGCAUCCGCUUUCAAUGCUAUAUUGAUUUUUUUCACUGCUACGGCGGGAAUAACGUCAUUAUUUAGUUGUUCAAGAACACUAUACGCCAUGUCCGUACAGCGAAAAGCACCACCAGUUUUCGAGAUUUGCAGCAAGAGAGGUGUACCUUAUGUAUCAGUGAUAUUCUCUUCAUUAUCCUCGGUUAUUGCUUAUAUUGCAGUUGAUCAAACUGCAAUUGAAAACUUCGACGUCUUGGCUAAUGUCUCUAGCGCUAGUACAUCUAUUAUUUGGAUGGGAUUGAAUCUCUCCUUUCUACGAUUCUAUUACGCUUUAAAACAGAGGAAAGACAUCAUAUCCAGAAAUGAUUCAUCAUAUCCUUAUAAGUCUCCACUUCAACCUUAUUUAGCCAUUUAUGGACUAAUUGGCUGUUCAUUGUUUGUUAUUUUCAUGGGCUAUCCUAACUUUAUACAUCAUUUUUGGAGUACUAAGGCUUUUUUCUCAGCUUAUGGUGGGCUGAUGUUUUUCUUCGUCAGCUAUACAUCUUACAAGAUUUUUGGAACGUCAAAGAUUCAAAGGCUAGAUCAAUUGGAUAUGGAUAGUGGAAGGAGAGAAAUGGACAGAACUGAUUGGACUGAAAAUAGCCAAUAUUUGGGAACGUAUAAGGAACGAGCCAAAAAGCUAGUCACAUGGCUAAUCUAA